Molecule: messenger RNA, 615 nt
Organism: Mesorhabditis spiculigera
Lineage: Eukaryota; Metazoa; Nematoda; Chromadorea; Rhabditida; Rhabditidae
Source: the annotation of a GenBank genome assembly
AUGCUCAACAUGAAAAUUCUUAUGGUUCUGACCUCCCACGACACCCUUGGCAACACUGGUCGCAAGACCGGCUUCUGGCUGGAAGAACUGGCCGCCCCUUACUACGCCUUUCUCGCGGCCAACGCCGAAAUCGUCCUGGCUUCGCCCAAAGGCGCAACCGCCCAGCUCGCCAACACCGUGCGACUGGACAGCGUCUCCCAGGAUGAUUUCGACGCGGUGUUUUACCCAGGCGGCCACGGCCCGCUGUGGGACCUGGCUGAAGAUCCAAAGUCGAUCCAUCUGAUCGAGGCCUUCCUGGCCGCCGGCAAACCAGCUGCCCUGGUGUGCCACGCUCCCGGCGUGCUGCGCCAUGUGAAAAAGCCUGACGGCACACCGCUGGUCGCCGGCAAGAAAGUCGCCGGUUUCACCAAUAGCGAAGAAGAGGCGGUCGGCCUGACCAACGUCGUGCCCUUCCUGGUUGAAGACAUGCUGAUCGCCAACGGCGGCCUGUACUCCAAAGGUGCUGACUGGUCCUCCUACGUGGUCAGCGACGGCUUGCUGAUCACCGGCCAGAACCCGGGUUCGUCUACCGAAGCCGCCCAGGUCCUGAUCGCCCAGUUGAACUCACUCAACGCC